CGUAGAUGUAAGUUGUCGAUGCUUCGGAAUAGGCUCCAAAAAGGAAGUGGUAAGGUCACUCCAUUCAUUGUAACUUCUUGCUUACCUACACGGCUGUCCAUGUUCGGCGGAAGCAAGCGUGACAGUGCAGAAGAAGAGGAUUGCAAGGUGCUGCACCAUGAUUUGGGGCUAGUCUGUCGUAAGGCUAAAGUUUCGGACCAAAAGUCAUCGAGCGCCUGGGCAGUCGCUCGCGUAGAGCAAGAUCCGUAGGAUCUCACACUGUAGAUUCCGACGCUGGAGGCUCGUAAAGG
Baudoinia panamericana UAMH 10762 is the source of this 290-nucleotide messenger RNA. RefSeq lists its product as uncharacterized. The record is from RefSeq and is a predicted model, not a curated record. Bases 19 to 249 code for a protein of 76 amino acids. The transcript has a single exon. NCBI's taxonomy places the organism in Eukaryota, Fungi, Ascomycota, Dothideomycetes, Mycosphaerellales, Teratosphaeriaceae.